UAAAAAAAUGAAUAAAAAAAUAUAUUUAAAAAAUUUUACAGCAUUUUUGUUUUGUGUUGUACUUGAUCUUAAUAAAAAAAAAAAAACAGUUUAUUAAAAUGAGUUCCACUGAAGAAACUAGUAGCCAAGCUACCACACCACAAGAAGCACCCGAAGAUCAGUCCAAUGCCCGUGAAUUGGAAAAAAUUGAAGAAGAGAAACUAAAAUCAAAAUAUCCAGUAGGACUGAGGGGCCCUGGUGGUCAUACCGCUUUCUUGCAAAAGAGAUUACAAAAAGGGCAAAAAUAUUUCGAUUCUGGUGAUUAUCAAAUGGCCAAACAAAAAGGUGGUGGUGUUAAGCAGGUCUUUGCCAAUAAAGUAACAACCGGAGAAGCCAUACCCACACCUGAAACAGUGCCUGCGCGUAAAACUUCAAUUAUACAACCCUGUAAUAAAUUUCCAGCGACGAGUUAAGUUGUUAAUUUUUAUCCUUUUCUCUGAAAACAAAAACUAACUACUUUACUCACACUUCUACUAAUAAUUAUUAUAAAAAAAGAAAAGAAA
Molecule: messenger RNA, 542 nt
Organism: Lucilia cuprina (Australian sheep blowfly)
Lineage: Eukaryota; Metazoa; Arthropoda; Insecta; Diptera; Calliphoridae
Gene: endos
Product: cAMP-regulated phosphoprotein 19
Exons: 3
Coding region: 99-452 (117 amino acids)
Cellular component (GO): cytoplasm
Molecular function (GO): protein phosphatase inhibitor activity
Source: RefSeq, a predicted model, not a curated record